CCAGCUUAUUUGAAAAACAGGAAAUUCGGGAAAGAGUUUAGUUCACGGCUUUGCUUUCACUCUGAAGCAGCUGUGGCUUUUCUGAGCAACGAAGUCUGUCUUGGCGGGAGGAGAGUUGAGCUCGUCAAGACCUCAGACAUCUGCUUGCUUCAGAGCUGUGACUCCCCACCCUGGCUGGGCGCUCCAAGCCAUGGCCGACACCAUCUUCGGCAGCGGGAGUAAUCAGUGGGUUUGCCCCAACGAUCGGCAGCUAGCCCUGCGAGCCAAGCUACAGACAGGCUGGUCUGUGCACACCUACCAGACGGAGAAGCAGAGGAAGAGCCAAUGCCUCAGCCCGGCCGAGGUGGAGGCCAUCCUGCAGGUCAUCCAGAGGGCCGAACGGCUGGACGUCCUGGAGCAGCAGAGAAUCGGGCGGCUGGUGGAGCGGCUGGAGACCAUGAGGCGCAACGUGAUGGGCAAUGGCCUCUCACAGUGUCUGCUCUGCGGGGAGGCACUGGGCUUCCUGGCCAGCUCGUCCGUGUUCUGCAAAGACUGCAGGAAGAAAGUCUGCACCAAAUGUGGGAUCGAGGCCUCCCCUGGCCAGAAGCGGCCCCUGUGGCUAUGUAAGAUCUGCAGUGAGCAGAGAGAGGUCUGGAAGAGGUCAGGGGCCUGGUUCUACAAAGGACUCCCCAAGUACAUCCUGCCCCUGAAGACCCCCAGCCAGACUGAUCACCCCCACUUCCGACCCUUGUCCGUGGAGCCAGCCGAACAAGAGCCCCGAAGCACUGAGACCAGCCGCGUCUACACAUGGGCCCGAGGGAGAGUGGUUUCCAGCGACAGCGACAGCGAUUCAGCUCUCAGCUCCUCCAGCAUAGAGGAUAGACACCCGCCUGCUGGGGUCAGGGACCCAAAAGGUGACAAACCUGGUGGGGAAUCAGGUGGCAGCGUGGAGUCACCCAAGAUGGGACCCACCCGCCCGCCCAGCCACCUCUCUGGGAGCCAGAGCAGCCUGGCCAGCGAGGCUGGGACAGGCUCUGCAGACCCACAGUGGGGCACCCAGCCCUGGCCAGACCCAAAGGGCCCCGGCAAAAGGCACACCUGGGCGAGUCCCCGCUGCUGACGUGGCCUCCGCCGGUCCCCUCCGCCUGCCCUGGGCAGAGGCAUGUUUGGUGCGUGGAGCAGACUUUCCAGUGGAAGAGCCUGAGAGGGAGAGAGAGAGGGAGCUGGAGCCAGGCCCUCCCCGGCUCCUUCCCGACCAGUCCUGAAGGCCUGUGCCGCCCAGCCCUGCCCAGCGUGACCUCUGACUCAACAUCCAGUGUUUUGGGGGCUGAGUCCGCUUUCCCCCACCCACUGCCUUUCUGCACCCUUCUCUCUCGGGAACUCCCCUCUUCCACCCCGACCCCAGCGACUCCACUCAGCCAUGGCCUUUAUUUAUUGCCCUCCCCCAACCCCUAGGCCACCCCUGUGUUCAUUUUCAGUUUGCUCUCGUCUUGGCUGCACCGGAAGGGCAUUCGAAAACACUGUGUGGGGCCUUCCCAUAUGCACUGCAGUUUCUGAGGGUGCCAGGCAGGGCCUUCUCCAUAGUUGUAUUAAUGGAGGAAGACAUCCUACCCUGAGCGGUACCCGUCACAGCUGAACGUGGCCCCCAGAAAGGAGCUGUGAGCAGGUGGGAUGAGAGGUCCACCCGCCCGUCCCUCCCCCUGCAGCUCCGGGAGUGGAGCAGCCUUCUCCCUCUUGGCUCAGGAGCUGCUGCUAAGCCUGGCCAGCUGGUAGGUUUCUUGGAAGGCCUCCUUGGCCUCCCCAGGCUUUGCUCAGCCUCUCACUGGGUGGUGGAGCUGGGAAGGGUUCUGGUGAACUCUGUGAAUUCGCUCACUGGAAAGCAGCCUUCAGCUGAGUCCCCUGCUGGGGCGUGAACCUCCCUAAGCCGUUAAUUCACUUCUCUUCAAAAAAUAUCUAAUAAGUGUGGGCAGAUGCUUCUAGAAAACCCUUUCCCUGAGGAGAGAGAACGUGUGUUUAUGUGUGUGUGGUGCCCACACCCUCCCGUCCUUCCUGCCCGCCCCCCAUGCCUGGUCCUCGAAGGGCCUUCCUCUCCAGGCCCUCAGGCCCCCACCGUUAGCUCUUUUACCUUUGUCACUGGCAGACAGUAGGAAACCUCACUGUUGCCCUGCGACAAGUUAUGCUUCAGAACAUAAACAAUAAAGAUUAGAAUUUGCAUUGA
Messenger RNA from Camelus dromedarius (Arabian camel), 2197 nucleotides. It is a transcript of the gene RPH3AL, whose product is annotated as rabphilin 3A like (without C2 domains). The coding region runs from base 191 to 1099 and encodes 302 amino acids. The record is from RefSeq and is a predicted model, not a curated record. Gene Ontology annotation, biological process: intracellular protein transport. Gene Ontology annotation, molecular function: small GTPase binding. The transcript has 9 exons. NCBI's taxonomy places the organism in Eukaryota, Metazoa, Chordata, Mammalia, Artiodactyla, Camelidae.